Symbiodinium necroappetens is the source of this 2625-nucleotide messenger RNA. The record is from the annotation of a GenBank genome assembly. NCBI's taxonomy places the organism in Eukaryota, Dinophyceae, Suessiales, Symbiodiniaceae.
AUGUCGCGGGGUGGGGACGGCUCGGAGGAGGACGAGAGCCAGGGCAGCCCAGUGAGUGGCCGCAUCAGUGAGUUGAGCACGGUGCUCGAUGCCCAGCGCCUACGUGGUGUUCCCCUGCAUUGGGCACUCCAACUGCGGCACUGGACGAACGUGGAAGGCCAGGUGGGUCAGGCGACCGCGGCAAAGAACUACAGCGACUUGAGUCGUCCAGUGAAGGCACUAGACGCUUUUGUAAGCCACGAUUGGGCUUCAAGCGGUUUACUGAAAGUCCUGUCGUUGCUGAUCGUCUACAACUCCGGUGCUGCAUUUUGCACGAGCCUCGUGGUCAGUAUCCUUGUGGGAGUCUUACGGGGCUUUGGCCGGCUGCCCAACGAGCACUGGACGGUGGUCUUCGGAAUUUUCUCCUUCUUCGUCGUCUUUGGUUUUUGGCAGCAGCUCCGGAGGCCCUUCCGGCGCCCGGCCAUGGUGUUCGUAGACAAGAUGUGCAUUGCACAGCAUGACGCCUCCUUGAAAAGGCACGGUAUCAUGGGAAUGCCAGCCUUCCUUCUGAACUCAGAGGAUCUCAUCAUCCUGUUCACAUCGAAUUACUGCAAGCGAUUAUGGUGUUGCUUCGAAAUGGCCACGUUCUUGAAGGAUGUGCCGAGGCAGAGGAAGAUGCUGAUCAUGCCCUUGAAGACAGCUCAACUCCUUUGCUUGGCUUCCGGGAUCUGGUUUCUGUUGGUCAUCGGCUGGAAUGUACUGUAUUACGAGUUCGUUUCUCCCGCAGGGGAAAUGAAGUCAGGCCAGAACUCGUUGAAAACAGGCAUGGUGCUCAAUGGCCUGAUUCUGCUUGUGGCUGUUGCAGCAGUUCUACCGCUCUUCUCUCUGGGCAUCGAGCUGGCCGCGGAAAUGGAUGAAGCAUUUGGGCAGAUGAUGUACAGCAUGCUGAGAAAGUGGUAUGGCCCCGAGCGAGAAGAACUGGAGUCUGACCGUAUUCAUCUCGACAAGUUUAAUCUCAAGAUCCGCAAGGGACUGGCUCCACGCGUUGCAGCGAUUGCAAGUGGGUUUGCCUUGCCCGGGAACUACACAUUGUACAUGGUCGGCGCGAGCAGUGUUCCAUACAUUGCAGACCCCAUCGCGACGUGGAUUGCUGCUUAUAGCUCUACUGGCCUUUCUGGUUAUGCUUUCUUCGUUUGGAGCUUGCGAGUGGCAACGCGGUGGGGCACAGUGGCAUUGGCCAGCAUAUUGGCGGUUCGGAUAUCCUUGCCGCUUUGGAAGCUUGGCCUCCGGAUACGUUGGAAAGGCUCGAAACAGGUCCGUUGGCUCAUCGUGCUCUGGACCUCCACGGUGGUACUGGCUUUUACCUCACUGGUUUGGGGAUCGGUUUUCUUCUCGUUGAGACAAACCGCAGACGAUCAACUGCUUCCGGUGCGCUUUCAUGGCAGUGAUGAGCAGACAGAGCACUCCGUAGUUUGUCACGAGAUCAUGCUGACCUUCACCGCAAACGCGGCGAAGGUUUGCCAUGCCGCUUGGGAGACGCAGGGCAUUCCUGUGAAGCGCUUCGGAAGCGGCGCCGCAGCAGCAAAGGUCGUCGAAAGGAUGGCCCGCUUGGUGGAGUUGACGCUCGAGGAUCUGCAGGUGGAGUUCAGGGCCCUGAACAUCCCGGCGGAGGCCCCUCAGCCUAACACGAAGCGCGACCUGCUCGCGCUGCUGGAGAAGCUGGUGAUGUGGCAGGAGAUGCCGCUGAAGGAACUCCAGAAGGAUUGCCGCGAAAUGGAGGUGUCGACGUGCAGUCUUUCGGGAGUUCGCCUGUCCGAUGCAGAGCACCGGAAGGAGCUGCUGCAGCGCUGCUGCUUAGGGCAUUACUUGGUAUCCUGGGCCGGACAAGGCUUCCCUGUCCGACGCCUUGAAACCAUGCCGGCAGCGCUACAGGUGGUAAGCAGAGUCCGGCAACUCGACGUCAUGGACGAGCCUGCGAUGAGGACGGAGUUUGCAGCGCUGGGACUUCCUCCAGAGGCUUGCAAAGACUGCACCCGAGAGGCAAUGCGGCAGUUGGAGCGGUGCAGCUGCUUCGGCAUGUUGAGUUUCGAGGGGCCCCUUGCAUUCCUGCAGUUCUGUAGGAAUCAGGAGUGCAAUGUUUAUGUUCCUGCUGAUGAUUGUGACACCGCGCAUCAUGAUAUCGUCGGCGCAGCAGGAAUCACCUUGGUCAUCUCGUUCUCCCUCAUUACAGGUGCGUUUACGUUCAAGUGGUUCGAGAUGACCGGCACCGUCCACACAGUCAUGCAGGUGACAAUGUGUGCCGAGGGUGUCCUUUGGGCCGUGGCUGCCGGAUUCUUGACGAAGAUCAACAUGAUUGUGAACAAUGCCGCAGUGGCUGUUGGUCAGACGAUAAUCUGCUUCGGCGGCAUUUUCUUUGCCGUUUCCGGCCUUUACGAUGGUAUCCCGGGGAAAAUCAUCAGCAUCCACUAUGUCCUGGCGCCUGACACUCACGCGCUUUUUGCUGAUGCUUGCCCGUACUAUGGCAUCACAUGCGUCUCAACUGCAUGUAUAUGUGAAGGGCCGCUUUCGGUGAUGUUGCUUGGUCCCAGUUGCUUGCGUUAUAGUGCACGCUGCUGUGGUAUAGCAAGAAGAGGCCAGACCACGUGA